AUGCGCGGAGUCAAGAAAUCGCGGAACGGAUGUGCAACAUGCAAGAGUAAACGGUUGAAAUGUGACGAGGCGAAGCCCGCCUGUGGCCGUUGCACUCGUCUGGGAGUAAAAUGUCCCGGCUACACCCAGCCGCUGCGAUGGGUCACCAAGCAUGAGGUUCUUGAAAGAGUCAUCAAAGAAACCCAAUCAACCAACAGUUCUGAGAAUCAAAAUGGUCCCAGCCUGCAAGAACCACCCAGCGUUUCGCCAUCUGAGGUGCCAGUGACCAUCCAGGACGAUCCCAAUUCCCAAGCUCAACAGGUAGCUCCAUUUGAGGACCCUCCAACCAGUGAUCUAGACUCUCGAUUGAACGAUGAUCUAUGGGAUAGUCAAUUUAGUGAUGCUCUUCAAGAGCUGGACCAACUCGCCUCCCCGGUUCCUCAGCUCUCCACCUUUGAUUUUGAGCAGGCCGCUGGCAGUUCAUCCUACGAGCCGAACCAUGACGGACAAGCAGAUGAAUCUCCUAGGCAAGGCAAUCUAAGCAACGAGAAUGAAAUUUCCUUGUAUGGAGCUUUCUCUCCGUCGACUUUCGUGCGUCAGUCCCCUGUUCAUCCUCAGCGGUCCGCGUCGAAUGAUCGACUCAGCGUGCUGCCGCCCCCGCGGCGGUCCCUGGAGGAUCCGUCCUCGACGCUCGUUGAAUAUUAUUUCAAGGAGGUUGCUGGUCUGUUCUCCAGCUACGAUAGCCAUAUGAACCCCUUUCGGACCACCGUGUCGCGUCUGUGGAGUUCCUCGCCGGCCAUGUGCCGGACUCUGCAGAGUAUGGCCGCAGCUACAUUAGUCGACGAUUUCCCCCAAUUCGGGCCUGUCGGGCUCAAGCUGCGCCAAGAAGCCAUCUCGAUGCUGGAGAAACAAACGGUGAUGGACGAUAAGUCCCUUUUGGCCCUGCUGAUGCUUGGCCAGACUGCGAGUUGGCACAACCCGAAUGAUCUGGGGAUUUCCUUCUUCAACCUCCUCCGGAAGCAUAUCAAUGCCAUCGCCUCUGGCAGUCACCACGGUUCUCUGCUGAGCAAUCGCAACAACUACCAGUUUUUCGAAGAAGCUCUGGUCUACUGGGAGAUGUUGUUGUCGUAUGUGGCGGACCAUAACACUCUUGCUCCCGCGAAGACGGGCCUGCAGACGACAACCGACAGCAUUUUGUUGCAACGGGUGCCGCACCCUUGGACCGGCAUCGCGCGGGACACGCAGUUUACGGUGCAUGAAGUCGGCCGGCUGAUUCGUCGCGAGAGGAACCGGGUUCGUGCGAGACGGUUCACGUCACAGGGAGAUAUCGCCCAGGCACAGAAGGCGAUCCAAAAGGCACGAGAGCUCGAAGCCAGACUGUUGAACCUCUCGCAUCCAGCCGAGACGGAGAUCGUCAAUCCGGGGGACGACGAUACUCCGGUGUGGCACCUGCUGGCGAUGGCCGAAGUGUAUCGAUAUACGGGUCUCAUUCAGCUGUAUCGCGUCUUUCCCGAUCUGCUGCGGUCCCGGUUACAACGGGGAGACCAGUCGUUCAAUCUGAGCCUGGACAAUCAAAGUCCAUUCAGUGUAUCGAGUGACGCUUCGACCAAUCCCCUUGCUGGACUCACGGAUGGCGUCUUCAGCGACAGCGGCGGUAGCGAAUGCGACGAAGACGCCGCUGACCUCCCAGAGUCGGUUCGAAACGAGUGGCUCACCAGGUUCGCGUUGACGGCCAUGGCCCGGCUGAAGACGAUUCCGUUGGAGUCGCGCACGAGAUGUCUGCAACCGUUCCUGCUCGUCGCGUCGUCCAGCGAACUGCGCCUGCCUCCUGUCGACGAAGACAGUAGCUAUGGCCUCAACCUGUCGUCGCAUGCGAUUGAAGUGUCGCGCACGCGCAAGUUCAUCCUCGGGCGCCUGGGCUCGUUCCUGCACGUCCUGCCACCCAAACCGAUCCACGUCUGCCUGCAGCUGGUCAAGGAGGUGUGGAAUCGGAUGGACGCGGGCGAGCCGAAUGUGUACUGGAUGGAUGUGAUGAUUGAUAACGGGUGGGAGACGACGAUGGGGUAG
Rasamsonia emersonii CBS 393.64 is the source of this 2046-nucleotide messenger RNA. RefSeq lists its product as uncharacterized. Gene Ontology annotation, biological process: positive regulation of transcription by RNA polymerase II. Gene Ontology annotation, cellular component: nucleus. Bases 1 to 2046 code for a protein of 681 amino acids. The transcript is spliced from 2 exons. Gene Ontology annotation, molecular function: DNA-binding transcription factor activity, RNA polymerase II-specific; zinc ion binding; transcription cis-regulatory region binding. Lineage: Eukaryota; Fungi; Ascomycota; Eurotiomycetes; Eurotiales; Trichocomaceae. The record is from RefSeq and is a predicted model, not a curated record.